Seminavis robusta is the source of this 1152-nucleotide messenger RNA. Lineage: Eukaryota; Bacillariophyta; Bacillariophyceae; Naviculales; Naviculaceae. The record is from the annotation of a GenBank genome assembly.
AUGGCCGACCGUGACCGCUCUCGUUCUCGCUCCCGUUCCCCUGAUCGCUCCGGUGCCAAUGAUGGAGGAGGCGACCAGUACCAGCAGAACCCUCCUGCCGAUGACGGCGGCAACCAAGCUCCUCCUACUAAUGGCGACCAGAGUGGAGGCGGUGGCAAUGCUGGCGACGCUGCGGCUGAUGGAGAGGGUGUGAAGCUUUACGUUGGGAAUCUCGACUAUGCUACCAACGAGGAUCGUCUUCGCGAAGAGUUUGCUCAGUUUGGAACAGUCACAGAGGUCUUCUUGCCCACGGAGCGUGGUACUCAGCGUCCUCGCGGAUUUGGAUUUGUGACACUCUCGACGCGCGAAGCCGCUGAAAAUGCCAUUUCCAGGAUGGACCAAGCUCAGCUCGAUGGACGUACCAUCAGAGUUAACGAGUCUCGCCCCAAGGGAGAGCGUCGUGCUGCAGGACCUGCUGGUGCUGGAGGGUUCAACGUGUCUGGAAAGGAUGAAGUGAAGCUCUAUGUUGGAAAUUUGUCAUUUGAUACUGUGGAAGAAUCAGUUCGCAAGCUUUUUGAGGCAUACGGAAAUGUCACUGAUUGUUUCAUGCCAAAGGAUCGUGAUUCUGGACGAGUCCGUGGGUUCUGUUUUGUGACCAUGCCGGCCAGUGAAGCCGAGCAAGCUUGCUCAAAGCUCAAUGGACACGAGUUGGAUGGACGUGCUCUUCGUGUGAAUGAGGCCCAGCCCAGAGGAGGUGGUGGUGGAGGCGGCGGCGGCGGCGGUGGAGGCCGUGGCGGCGGCGGCUUUGGCGGUGGAGGCUAUGGUGGCAGCGGCGGCGGCGGCGGCUACGACGGCGGCUAUGGUGGUGGCGGCGGGUAUGGUGGCGGCGGCGGCUACGGAGGCGGAGGAGGUUAUAGUGGCGGCGGCUACGGUGGUACGUCGAGUGGAGGCGGCUAUGAUCGAAGCAGUGGCGGCGGUGGUGGUUACGGAGAUCGCGGCGGAGGAGGAUAUGGCGACCGCGGAGGUUAUGGAGGAGAUCGAGGAAGCUCAUAUGGUGGAGGUUACGGAGGUGGUGGUGGUGGCGGCUACGAUGAUCGUAGUGGUGGCUAUUCAGGCGGACGCGGCGGUGGAGGAGGUUACUACGACGACCGAGGAGGACGCAGUGGAUAUUAA